AUGAGUCCAUUCCCGGAGAGGUUCUUCAAGUUCGGCUACGAACCUCAAAACAAGAAGGUAAACACGUACUUCCAGCUGAACUACCUCGAUGCUAUUACCUUCGCACUUGAAGAUGACCACAUCGCAAAGCUUAUGGACUCCCAAUUUGGGAAACUUUUUCAAGCUGGCAACAAGAUCGCAUCUUCCGUUAGGUUUCUCCACUAUCUGCUGUCUAGGCAACUCGUUACCAGUAAGAAGAAAGAGAUAUGGUGUCUUUUCUCUGGUCAGCCAAUUCGUUUCUCGAUGAGGGAGUUCGCUAUUGCAGUUGGUUUGGAUUGCUCGUCUCUACCUUCGACAUCUGAAGGUGAUGAUGAUGAGAUCAAGAGUUACACUAAAGAAUUGUUUGGGCCUGGGAAAAAUGCAACUCCACUUUGGAUAGCCAAUACUCUUUUGGGCAGGCCGUACAAGGACAAAGAUACCAGAUUCAAGCUUGCUUGUCUACUACUUGUUGACGGGAUAGUGUGCCCCACCUCUAAGAAUACCAAAAUUAAUGGGGAUCAUAUCUUGAUGGUUAGAGAUGUUGAUGACUUUCUCUCAUAUCCUUGGGGUCGCAAAUCGUUUGACAUCACCAUUGAAAGCAUCAAAACGAGAACUGCUACUCUGUCCAAUCUCUGUCAGCCGACCUGUGCGAUUCAAGGCUUCUUACACGCCCUUCAAAUGGUGGUUUUAGCUUGCGUCCCCAACUUGUUGUCUAAAGAUGUUAAGGGGAAGAAACCAAUCUUAGCUGAUGAUGAUGAGGACGACGAUGAUCUCCCAUUAAUACGCCCCGGUGCCCAGAAACCAAUUACACUUCAGAUGAAUCAUAUCAAAAUGGUUGACAAAGACGCAAAGGUCGUUGUAAAACACAUCCUCGAUGAUGAGGACUCAGUCUUAGACGACAAGAUUAUGGACGACGACGAGGAGGACUCCAAGGUGGAAGAGUUGCUGAGUGCCAUUGAAGAUGGAACUGCAUUCACCAACAAGUCCUUCGUUGGCGGAGUAAAGGCAUCCGAACAUAGUAAGCUUCCAAAGCAUCCAUCAUCCUCAACAUCACGAAAAUCCUCAUCCGAUGGUGAUGACGAUUCCGGUGUAUCUGCAUUUUUAGAGAAAUUACUUGCUGGAAAUUCCAGCAUUUUGAAUGCGGUAAACACACUUUCAACUGAUUUAGGAAAGAUUCGACGUGAUGUCAAAUCGGCAGUCACUGAGUUAGCUGCUUUACGCACCAAGUUCACUAAAUUCAAAAAGACGAAUCGUUCUACUGACACCUUGCCUGCUUCAACCUCAAAGAAAGUUCAAAGAAAAGAACAACAAAAAGUUAACCAAGGAACAGAGACAGAGGACAUUGCAGCUGUCCAAGAUCCAAUUCCCGAGACCCGAAAGGUUACCGGUGACCAUGAUGACCAGGAAGGGAAGAAUCAAGUGAAUGAACCGAAAACUGGUCAUGGUGUUCACGGUUCUCAAGUUGAAGUUAAAAAGGAAUUUACUUUUACCGAUGAGGCUACCCAGGCGACUAAUACGAUUGAUGAGGUUACCGGUGACCAUGACGACACAAGCGUUUCCAUUUUUGUUGCGGAUAAAGAACCGGUACUAUUGAAGCCAAUAGUAGAUGAUCCUCCAGCUUUUUCUCUAGGUCUAACGCAGGAAGAGAAAAACCGCGAGGAAUCUCGUCUAAGAGAACAAGAGGAUAAGAGAAAAACGGAUGUUGGAGAUUCUUCCAAAUGUCCUCCUCCAACACGUAAAAGCGUGCGCGCCAGAGCUGCAGCUACAUCUGCAGACUUUGUUUACCCUCAAAAACGGCAGAAAAAGACCGACAAAUCUGCAGAGUUGUCUUCUUUCUUUCAUAGACCGACCUCUGAACAAUAUGGCAUUCGCCUUCCUUCGAACAUCUUUAAUCAGAUCAUGUCUUGUAACAAGCCAGUCAGCCCAUUGUGCAUGAAUGCCAUAGUUGCCUCAAUUCGUGAUGAGCUGUGGGCUACGAGAGAAGCUCAUCCCAUCAAUUACGAUUUUGUUGAGUUCGGAUUAAUCGUCGAAAUUGUCAGGCUUCAUGACCAAUUUCUAUCAAACUCGAAGAAGGGCAAGAUAACCCUGCCCAAAGGCACCAUAUCCUACGUCAAAAACAGAUUUCCUUGGUACACUGUAGUCGGUCGUCUCUACUGUCCCUUCCAGAUUGAUGGUAGGCUUUGGAUUGGUCUUUGCAUCGAUUUGGAGGCACACGAUAUAGCUGUUUUUAAUUGCAACCCAACAAUUAAGGAGAUGAAGCUUAAGACCCUGAUAGUACCACUUGCCGAAUCUCUUCCACACUUCAUCAGGAAAGUAGCGUACAACUCAGAGAUGAAGAACGACACCCUAGACGCAUUCAACAUUUCAAUUGCUAAGCCUGUUUUCCAAUCACCAAAUUAA
Molecule: messenger RNA, 2418 nt
Organism: Eutrema salsugineum
Lineage: Eukaryota; Viridiplantae; Streptophyta; Magnoliopsida; Brassicales; Brassicaceae
Exons: 7
Coding region: 1-2418 (805 amino acids)
Biological process (GO): proteolysis
Molecular function (GO): cysteine-type peptidase activity
Source: RefSeq, a predicted model, not a curated record